CCAGAAUGCGUGGGAAUGCUGAGUGGAACACUAUUGUGACUUUCUUCCCGUUCAACAGUAACAAACACCGUAGACCUCUACCUGUACGCACCACACCGGGAGGGGUUUUGAAUGCUGUUGUGCGACUGUCAAGAGGCACUGUAAUUUGAAAUCGAGGAAAUAAGACGUCGGACUGAAGAGCAAACGGUCCGUACCCAUAACUUACCGACUCCGGUCUGUUUUGCAGUUUAUUCCUAUUAGAUUUCCCCCCUGAGAAAUCAGUCAAGGAAUAUUCAUUGCGUUCUGGUGUGGUGGUGGGGAUUUCAUGUCCACCCCGUCUUUUUAGAAUGGCGAGAGAAUACGCUAAACAUUGCCCCGCAUCACCAAUGAAAAACAGUUUGUUGGUGACAGCAGCGAUCCUUCUGAUUAUUCAAGCUGCUUCGUGUCAGCGGGUGAGGGUGGAGACGGAGGUGGAGGCGUACCCCACCGAGUCGGUCGACCUCCGCUGUCAGUUUGUCGACGGAGGAAACACCAAGCUCACACAGGUGUCGUGGAUAUGGGAGCCCACGGAAGGCCAGCGGGACAACAUUGCCGUCUUUCACCCCACAUACGGCGAGAGCUUCCCCGAAUCUCCCUUCUCUGGGCGUGUCCGCUUCAUCAAAGGCACCUUGACAAGCCCCUCCAUUACCAUUACCAGCCUGAAGAUGGCCGACGCCGGGCGGUACACCUGCGAGUACGCCACCUACCCCAGCGGCAAUGAGCAAGGCACCACCAAUCUGGUCAUGCUUGCUAAACCCAAGAAUUCGGCAUCUCCCGUUGUCGUCCAAGCCAGCACCAGCGGCAAACCAGUGGUCGUGGCCCAGUGCGAGGCUGCCGACAGCAAGCCAGCGGCCACCAUCAAGUGGAUGGGAGCGGUCGGUGGCACUGAAAACACCACCUCCGUAAAAGGGCCGGACGGCACGGUGACGGUGAGGAGCGAGUACCUCAUAGUGCCCACGCCAGAGGACAACGGCAAGGAGGUCACCUGCAUAAUCAGCCAGCGCACCCAGGACAAGCCCCAGACCUUCCCCAUGAAGUUGGCCGUCGAGUAUCCCCCGACUGUGUCCAUAGUGGGCUAUGAUAACAAUUGGUACAUCGGCCGAACCGACGCUGUCCUGACCUGCCAGGCCACUGGCAACCCUGCCCCCACCACCGUCACUUGGACAGUCAUGUCAGGUCCUAUGCCUGACACGGUGCAGAUCAACGCCAACAAGCUGAUCGUGCGGAAGGUGGACGAGGCUGUGAACACCACCUUCGUCUGCGAGGUGAAGAACCGGCUGGGAGUGAGCAAGCACCAGGUCACCACAGCGGUCAUCGAGGCCAUAGUGGACCCGUCCAACGCGGGCGUGGUGGCGGGGGCUAUCAUCGGCAGCCUGCUGGCCCUUCUGCUGGUCAGCGCGCUGAUUGCCGUCCUGGUGACCCGCAGUCGCCGGCAACGGCGCGGCUACCCCGGCAACGGAGAGCCAGGCCCCUACGGGAACAAAGCCCGCCUCUUCGGCGGAGCUGGCAACAAGAAUGGAGGCACUGGGCUUAACAUCAAUGGGCCCAUCUAUACGUACCGCGAGAGUGACUCCGGAGCACUGGCCAAGGUUAACGACUUCGGCCCGCCAGGCUCCAACCCCACCGCCCACGACAUCCUGCUGAGCAGCGAAAUGGAUGAGGCGGAGCGCAGGAAGUUCGACGCACUCGACGGCAGCCUGGAGGAGGAAGAGGAGCGCUAUGACAGCUUCAGCGUGGGCAUGGCGCCAGCCUAUCACAUCCACCGGCGCGACGACGAGAUGGGAGGGGUCAGCAUUUACCUGGAUGACGACAUGGAGUCACAGCGGGACGGGUCGGUCAUCUCCCGGACUGCCAUCUACGUCUAGAGAGGGACGGUCAACCAACAGGGUCCAGGAGGGAGAGCUGAGGACAGGGAGGAGAAUUCACCACCAACCUCCAACCACCAGUCUGGAAUGAUCCCAUCCAGCACCCUUCCCCUGCUUACUCUAGAGACAUGCUUCGCUUAUGAUUAUUUUCUAUUAAAAGAAACCACCACAGGAACAAAACAAGGAGUUGAAACUGUUCUGUAACUGAUGGACAAGCAGAGUGAUGACUUGAGGGCGCUGCUGAAUGACUAGACGUCUCGAAGUCAGUCAGUCAGUCUACCCCAAAAAUCAAACGCUGUAUCUCCUCUUCAAUGCUGCUUACCGCUCCAUUUCAUUUCAGCUUAGCAAGUGAAACGUGAAGAGUGACCGCAUUUAGUAGCCAACUAAUCCACGGGACUGCGAACACCGUAAACACUUUUUCUUGGUAAGGAAACGUACCGUUCAAUGUCACCUUCAUGGGAAAACUUUAGACGCAUUCGUAGAUGCUCACACUAGUUCUAUAACCACUGCUACUGCUUCGAGAUGUCCUCCGGGGAACCGCGGUGUGGAGGGCAAGGAACAAAGCUGUGACUUGCUUAAUGUGCAUCAUCACAGGCAUACACAGUGUUAUGUAAUGGUCUUUGUAUUAUCAAGAUGUUUGGGCCUUAAGGCCUCGUUGAAGCACGUUUGGUUUUAAUGACUAUUAGGCAGAGGUUCUUCCCACCAACUUAGUUUCCAACAUUAUUUUCAUGCACUUUUCCUUCUUUCUAAUGGCUUUGUGAUUCUUUUCUUUUACAUUUGGGAGACCAGCGACAUGGUAGACCAAGCUGGGGGUGGGGUUUGAACGAGAGAAGUGGUGCGACCAAAUCCGCAAAAAAAAAUUCCACCUGAAUGUUGGCUCUGUUCAUGUUGGUCGAAUUUCACUGCUAAGCAAGGGUCAGCGGGUCAGCUGGCACCGUCCGAGGUGUGCUAGCCUACCAUGCUUAGGGUCCAAAACCAGCUUGUCUAGUUUGCCUAGGGACAGAUAACAGACCCACUGACAGAUGGACAGGCACACCCAUCUCUAACUGGGCCUCCUGCUCUGCCUGUCAGUUUGACCAAUUAGACGGGAGCACCCUCCAUUUCCCCGGCAAGUCGAUCAAUGCGCCGUCUUUUUAAUGGCAACGAGAUGUUUCGCUGCCGACGCUCGAGGAUCAGAGGCAGAGGCGGAAUAUUUCCCUCUCUGUUUUUACCAGAACAAGCUGUUCCUUCCCCGCAUGUUUAAUUCAGGAGUGGAAGAAGCAUAAAAGUGUUGUGCGUUACCUUGUGCGGAGGGAUAGAGAGAGAGAGAGGCUGGUAUUGAGUACUUGUGCGAUUUAAUCCAGUUAAACCAAGCUGCACAUAAGGCUGAAAUUCCGAUAUUUUGCUCCCGAAUACAGUAGGAAUUAUGAGGUGGUAUGAGGUAGACCGUCUAUGAUCAAUUAUCUACUUAGUCUUAGAAAUAUUAUCUUUUUUUUUUUUAGCAGGGACGGAAUACUUAGUAGAGUAUUUAUAUUUGUCGUUUUUUUGCUGCGUCUGUGUGUAAUCUCUUCUGGCCUUCUAAGGGGGCAGUAACACAUUAAAUAUGCCUGUGACUGUGUGUGGGGGUAUUUCUGACCAUGUGCAAGGCCCAUUAGUUCUAAGCCUGGCCGGCAUAUGUGUUUUCGAGUUCUGAGUGGACCGAAUUUGACUCUCUGCCAGACCUGGAACGAGGGUAAGGAGCUAACCCCACCCGCAGUAUGUUCCACUGUCGGAUUAACGGCGUACACUUUAAAGCAGCGGCCGCGCGUGGGUGUGCUGACGAGUGUGUCAAUUGUGCAAGGGUGUGUGUAGCGUGAUUGAACAGAUUUGUGUCGGCGAGUGGAUUUUGCGUUUGUGUGUGUGUGUGUAUGUGUGUAUAUCCCACACGCUGAUUCACCGCGUAAUAGCUCAAUAUUAUGCAGGAGUUGUUUUUGCAUAAUUUCAUCCAUAUGGAUUGCUAAGCCUAUCCUGAUUUUAUCUCGGGAGUCAUUCAUCACUCAUUUCAUGCACAGUAACCUCACUGAUGAAGGGGUUGGGGGACGGUGAUAGGAAACUGCUUAGCACGAGGACCCGCGUGGACAUGAAUAUUUCACUGGCGGAGCUGGAGUGACUCAAAAGGCCUUUGGAGUGGUCUCCUGUGCCACCCCUUGACAGAAUGAAAACCUGAUUGGGUAUUGGUAUCCGGGCCGCUGCUCUGAAAAUAUUGUGUUCGACUCCUCCUCCUUUGCCUUUUUUAUCACAGAUUCAUAUCACAUUAUCAGAUCAUCACCACUGUGUCCAAAUGAACGGUUUGUUUUCCUUAUGAUGUUUUGUGCGAAUGGAUAUAAGCAUUUUAACAGUCUUAUGUGAAGUGUUGGUUGUGUAUUUGUUGAUGUAAAAAAAAUCCAUUUAAUGAAGUAAGUGUGUAUUUAUCUUCGAGGCUUCCGAUAAGAAAUGUUAUUUAGAAGUGCUGUGUAGAUUAUGGUAAAUUGGUCCAUUAACACAGACUACUAUUAUGGGAAUUGGUUGCAAAAUAACCAAUGAAUACAAAUGACCUUACUGUAAUUACAUGUGUGUCAAUGCAUGUAUCUUGUAGCCUACUGGUACAUAGAGGUACAUUAUAUUAUCGAGGGCCUUGAACUCUAAGCUGCUCUCACCAUCUUCUCCACACAAACACUCUCUCUCACUCUUUCUUCCACAGAUAAACUCACAUGAGAGCAUAUAAUCACCCUCUCUCAAGAUCUGUUUCACCCAUAGAAUGCGCGCGCACACACACACACACACACACACACACACACACACACACAAAUAUCUUUCCCCGACCUGACACACCUUGAGUGCAAUGCCUCCCAUUAGCAGGGGCAAGAUUGUUCCUCGUUUGGCUCCAUCAUCAUUCUCCAUCUUGCUAUUAAGAUGAACAGAGAGAGAGAACAUUUCUCUCUACAGAGGCUUAAAACCUUUAAUUCCCCAUUUCCCUGUUUUUAAGAAGUAAACCCAGCACCAAUUUCACAUGGAAUAAAAAGCUACGUUUCUGGGAUAAAAUUACUCUCCCUGUCUAAGGGCAGUGGUGGUGGUCAUUUUAAAAAGCCUAAUGGGUCACGACAGCCUACAAUUCACUCCCGACUCUAAACUAAAGACAACCAAACAAAGCCUUAAAUUCACAAUUCCACCACAUGCAGUAUUCCCCGUGUCCCUCGUGUACAUAGUAUAAAUAAAUCGAACAUAACAUGCAACAAGCAUGACUAAUUGAUGUGGUCAUGUUAGCCCAGUUGCUGGCAUAAUAAGAUAUUCAAUUUUUUCGGUUAAAUUCUAAAGUGUUUUUUUUUUUUGGGGUGGUUUUUCUUGAGCACAAUAUUGACAGGAUUAUGACCUGGAGAAUAUGACUAAUAUUAAAAUGCUCCUAUAUUCCCAGAUGUUUGUCUCUCACUACAAGCUGCUAGUAUAACGAUGUUCUCUGUAUCACCAUCUGACAUUGUGGGUGUUUCGUUCCAGUUUGUCCUGUCACAUUUAUUUUUGUAUUCUGGUGUUAUUAAAGUAUGAUGGAUUUCUAAAUACGA
Messenger RNA from Oncorhynchus kisutch (coho salmon), 5437 nucleotides. RefSeq names its product poliovirus receptor. The record is from RefSeq and is a predicted model, not a curated record. Lineage: Eukaryota; Metazoa; Chordata; Actinopteri; Salmoniformes; Salmonidae. The coding region runs from base 327 to 1883 and encodes 518 amino acids. The transcript has 7 exons.